UCAAGUGACACUAUGGAACAUCCAGUAUUUCGGAGGGCCCCUAACGGGACUCUCCUCUUAAAGGCCACGGCCGAAGCCAGCACCCUCGCCCCCCGGCGAGCAGCCGGCCAAGCCCUGUACAGGGCAAAGAAGCCCGAGGAGGUGGACGCGGAGGCCUGGGCCCACGUCUCCUCCGAGGGUGGCUCCACCGCCAACGCCACCCUCGUCCUGAGCCGGUGGAAGGUCCAGUUCGGCCAGUACCAGGGAAAGAUCUUCCACUGGCUCCUGGAGAACGACGUGGGCUACGCCAUUAAUCUGGUCGCCUCCCACCAGAAGGAGCGAGAGAAGACAGGGUCUCAGUCCCCGCUGAUGGCCAACAAGGACGCCUUCACCCGCUACUCCUCAGCGUACCCUGACUUUCUGGAGGCAGUCAGGUUCCACCGGGCGUUUGAGGAGGCGCGGGCGAAGUCCCUCCUGCCUGGUCAGGAGGGACAGGCCCUUGUUGGCUUCGGGGACUUUAAAUUUGAGACCCUGGACAGCCUGUACAAGUCUGUGGACCCCAAACAAAUCCGAUUUGUCAACUACCUCCGGAGGAAGAUUCCCACACCCGGCACGCAGAUGGAGAACGCCAUCCGCUACACCAAGAGCCGAGACAGACAGAGACCUGCUGCUGCUGCUGCUGCUAGAGCGAGGACUGCAUCAAAGCCUCUUGGUUCAGCGCUUGCGGCCUUCGUGUCCGGGCGGCGUUCUCUGUCUGCCGUGGAAAUGCAGGCAAAGAUUAAGAAGCUGGUGGUCCCUAAGCCUGCAUUUCCAGCCUCCCUCAGAUCAGCUCUUCCCUCCAAGCCAUCGGAGGAGCCUUCCGAUGAAGAGCUGAUCAGGGCGGUAGUUGACAUGGAGGAGUCCUCAGAUGUACAGGCCCCUCUCUCGUUCCAUCCGCCUCCCGCCACCCGCUCCUCGGCACCACAGAAGGGGGCUGGAGUCUCUGCUGUGCUGGGCGAGCCCACGGACGAGGAGGUGCUGGAGGCCACGCAGGAACAGGACCGCGCCCUGCGACCUCCAGCAGUAGUCCAGCCUGCACCAGCUCCCUCCUCGCUACCGCCGCCCGCAGCCACGGCUUCCCCCGGAGCUGCUGCUCGCGGACAGGAGGAGUUGCUGGCGCCAGCCUUCCUCCCUCCUCCGCCACGUGAGCUGCUGCCCGUGUCCUGGCGGGCAGCUCUCACUGUGGAUCAGCAGCAGUGGAUCGGUCGGGUGCUGUUCACCAGGGACCAGUGGGGGAGGCCGAGCCUCAUCCCAGACUUGAGUCUGUGGUGGAACCCCCCCCAAUCCCGGCCGAUCUACCACCAGCCUCCCGCGUCCCCCGACCCCUUCUUUGCAUGUCGGCUGUUUCUCUGGAUGCCACACCGGAUCUGGCGUCUGCAGCUGACAUGCCCCCAGCCUUCAUGCACCGGGUCCAUGGUGAAGGCUGGGCUGUACAGGACCAUCCGGAGGGUUCUGGACAUCGACGGCUGGUAUCUCAUGGCCACCGAGUACCUGGAGUGCCGUCGAUGCAAGAAGAAGGUCGGCGGGUGGUCACAGGGUAUCAUCAGGCAGCUGGCCCCCACCUACAGCUGCCUGUUCCCAGCAGUACUUACAUACAAGCUGUCCUGUGACCAUAGGGUGGUUACCCAGCUGAAGUCCCGCACUCUGGGCAACAGUGCCACUCAGCUGUGUAACACCCUGCGGGAGCAGCAUUCGGACGCCUGGAUGCGGAGAGCGAUCCAGUACCUCGGCGUGUGCGAGCAGUUCCUGGCCUUGUGCAGCGUGAGGGGGCAGUUUCCACCACCGCCCAUAAUGCCCACUCUGCCCUCACCCAUCUGGCUGCUGACGGUCUAUGGCUAUGACAUAAUGACGCGGCUGGAUGAGUACAAGGCCAGGAUCACGUCCACCUUCGGAUCCAUCCUUAAGAUGGAUUCCACCAAGAAGGUGACGAAGAAGCUCGCCGGUACCGCUUCCGACACGGCCGCCUGGGUUACCAACGUUGGUAACGAGUACGGGCAGGUCCUCAUCAGCGUCCUCACCUGCUCCGAGGGCGCAGAGGGCCUGUCCAGUAUGGCGGCCGGACUGAUGAGGCGGUACCGACUCGCCGGGGUACCACCCCCCCAGCUGAUCUACGUGGAUCGGGACUGCUGCAACAGAGACGGCGUGUCAAAGACAGCUGCCUUGUUUCAGGAGUGGGGACAGCUUGUGGUGAAAUUGGACAUCUGGCACCUGAUGCGACGUUUCGCAGCAGGUGUCACCACAGAGAGCCACGAGCUGUACCCCGCCUUCAUGAGGCAGCUGUCUCUGUGCAUCUUCGAGGUGGACUCCGGAGAUGCCCGCCGUCUCACUGAAGCCAAGCGGUCCCAGCUGGAGGGGAAGCACGGGAUGGUCGGCCUGACCGACGCCGAAGUGAUCCAGAGGAUCACCAGGGAGGAGUGGAGGCUCCACUGCCGUCGUCGGACGCGUGGGGCGGAAGAGACGGCGCUCCUGAUCCAGGACCUCCUCCAAACCUUCGGCGGUACGGCAGGACGCGACAACCUGGACAUCCCGUUGCUCGACGCUCUCCGCAUCCAGGACAUAUGGAGUACGCAGAGGCCCCACCUCAGCUGCAUCCAGGACCCACCUGGCAUGCAGCUGUACACGCAGACCGGCAGGCUGACAAAGGGCGGAGUCAUCCUGCCGGUCUAUCGCUGCGCGAGGGGCUCCACGUCUUUGGAGUCCUUCCACCUCCACCUCAACCGGUUCAUCCCAGGGACGCAGGCGAGUGCCAAGCACUUCCAGGCGUUCCUGAUCGAUGGACUGGUGAGGUGGAAUGAGGACCGCGCAGCGGCAGCUUCGGGAGAGGUGGAGCCUCUGCACUCCUACAGUGGCCACCUCAAGCACGUCCUUAACCAGAAGAGCCAAAGGGUGCUUGGCCGUCAGCUGGUUAAGGACUUCACCAAGCCUGCCGAGUACACAGGGGAGCUCAUCGGGGUGGAGUUCCUGUACAGGCAGACAGGCAAAGUGCUUGAGGACGUCAGCUUGGACCCCGACAUUCCGGACGAGGCUGCUGCCAUCCAGUCGCUGGAGGAGGUGGACGAGGGUAUCGAGGAAGACGUGGAGGACCCGACCGUCUUCCAGCCAGAUAUCCCCUCCACCGGCACAGCAGCCCGGUCGGGUGAUCCGGCUGACGCACCCAGGUCUGAGCCAUCCGGCCCGGCCGCCCCUCACCAACCUGACCCUCCCGAAGCCCCUGAGGCUCCUGCUCAGCAGUCCUCCUCAGACUCUGAGGAGGAGAUGCAGGGUCCUGAUGGCCAGCCAGGAUACCAGCAUGUCCUGAAGCUGGCCAAGGCCCUGCUGGAAGCCAGGAGCCUUCAGGGGCUUUCUGACAAGAGGGUGGACGAACUCAUGGCCCUCUGGCAACGCCUGCCCGAGCCGGACAGGCGACAAGUCGUCUACCCUCCCAGACACCGAGAGAGGCAGCUGAAGGGGCGGUUCAAGACAGCGAAGGGGAAGAACACCUCCUGUCCCGGGAAGGAGAGUCUCCAACGCUGUCUUCUCGGGCUGAACUCGGGCCCUGCAACAUGGCCCAGCGCCAGCCGCCUGGUAGAGGCCAUUUGCAGCCAGCUCUGCCGUCUCCACCCCGCGGCCACGCGGUUCGGAGGGAUCAUGAGGACUCGGUGGUUCCUCAUCCUCACGGACUACGUGGCCAUUAGAGAGGCAGUGCUGGCCAGCCCGAGGUUGAUGGCUCAGACCGACAUUCAGCUCUUUGAGCUCAACCAGAGGACCCUGUCCCAGUGGUUCUCUCGGCGCCAGAAAGAGAGGGGGGUGUCUGUGCUGCUGCAGGGAGCUGGCGUCGUCCCUGCAGUAGAUGUGGCUGUCCAGCCUCUCCCGCCAGCGAAAGGGUUGUCCUUUGUACAGGUGGGACAAGGACAGCCCUUCCGUUACAACAUCCCGGAGGUGCCGGGUCCUUCAGGGGUGGGUCUUUCUGCCUCAUCUGGCCACACCCCCCCUCCUCCUCCUCCUCUUCGGACACUGCUCCCGGCUGUCCCUCUCAUGGCUGCUGCCCCUCCUCCUCCUCUUCGAUUACUGCUCCCGGCUGGCCCUCUCAUGGCUGCUCAGCCUCCUCCUCUCCAUGUGCCGAAGACAACGGCUUACAGGAAGAGGAAGGCGGCGGAGGCUGAUGCUGCAAGGGGUGGGCCGUCGCCCUGGAGCAAAGCCCGCCGGCAGACUGGUCAGUACACCUGCAGCAAGUGUGGCCAGGCCAAGAGGAUCGACACUGGCCACACUCGCAUUGCAGGUGUGUCUUACUGCGCGGCUGCCGGCGGGAAAACUGUGGAGGAAUGGAGGGAGGAGAUGAAGAAACUGAAAAGGGACCCAGCGGGGGGGGAAUGAUGCCACGUUUUCUUUAAUUGUCUUUUUUCUUUAUUUAUUGAAAUAUAUUUUAAAAUAAAACU
Gymnodraco acuticeps is the source of this 4433-nucleotide messenger RNA. RefSeq lists its product as uncharacterized. The transcript is spliced from 17 exons. The coding region runs from base 13 to 4371 and encodes 1452 amino acids. NCBI's taxonomy places the organism in Eukaryota, Metazoa, Chordata, Actinopteri, Perciformes, Bathydraconidae. The record is from RefSeq and is a predicted model, not a curated record.